Molecule: messenger RNA, 1269 nt
Organism: Symbiodinium sp. CCMP2592
Lineage: Eukaryota; Dinophyceae; Suessiales; Symbiodiniaceae
Source: the annotation of a GenBank genome assembly
AUGGGCUGUGCCAUGAGCGGCCUCACCGCAGAUGCCCGCACUCUCGUUGACCAUGCCAGAGUGGAAGCGCAGGCGCAUUGGUUCACGUACGACGAGCGCAUGCCGAUUGAAAGCAAUGUUAAUGCCAUUGCCGACAUGGCAUUGGACUUCAGCGACUCCGACAAGAAGAAGAAAACGAUGAGCCGUCCGUUUGGAGUGGCACUUCUGGUGGCGGGCGUCGACCCUUGGGACGGUCCUGUGCUCUUCAACACGGAUCCAUCAGGAACUUUCACGAAGUAUGCUGCAUGCGCAAUUGGGAGCGCCCAAGAGGGCGCGACGAGCAUGCUGCAGGAGCAGUACAACAAGGAUAUGACAUUGAAGGAGGCAGAGAUCUUGGCCUUGACGACGCUCCGCCAGGUCAUGGAGGAGAAGCUGAGUAAAGUGAACAUCGAGGCCAGCGCCAACCGUGCCGACGCUGCAGACAGCGGCGGCGGCACCAGGACCUGCGGAAUUCCGAGAGGAUCUCGAGGCUGUUGCGUUUAUGCAGAGGAGCAUGGGGCGGGGGCCGUUCCCGUCGCCUUGCUGCUUGGCGACUGCGAGGUGCGCGCUCGACUGCGAAGGCAUUUGGGCGGUUCCGAGGGGUCUGCAGAGUUGGGCGCAGUGGUCGCCUCACAGCUUCCCGGGCUGAUCAUCAUCGAACCUGCCGACCUCCUGGGUGCCACCGAGGUCACGGAGCUCGCGACCUUUCUUCGAGGACUUCAGACAGCUCACGGGCUGAUCCUCUGCGCAGACGGCGGACCGCCAGAGCAGCUCGGGUUGCUGGCGAGUUUCUACGGAGUCAGUGGCCCUGCUCUGGCAAGCUUCGCCGUGCUAUGUGGACCGGGCGGACUGGGACUAGCAUCUCCGGAGAUGAGGCAAGCUGUGAACCACUUCGUGGAGACCGACUCCUUGCCUGCUUUCGACUCCGAGGAUCCGCAGUUUGCCGAGCAGCUCAUCCGGCUACUCCACCAACGAGAGCCCCGAGAUUGCGAGCCCUUGCGCUGUGACAGCGAGCUGCUAGCGCCGUACCGAAGCCGCGAGGUGUUCGCCUCGGGUGACUCGCUCGCUUCCGUGACUUCAAGCGAGUCGGUGCGCAAAGCGACAUCCCAGGACGGUCGCCUCACCGUCCUUGACACCAUCGGGUUUGGUGAUACGGUGAUACGCGUCUUCCACCAGAGGUGGUCGUACGAAGCUUGCGAGACACUGCUUUGGAGGCGCCAGACGGGGUCGAUGUCCUGCUCUUCGUCAUGA